CGUGAACUGGAAAUUUUCGUAAAAGGUGACACGUCUGUUCAUCGGUAAAAGGAAAUUUCGUAUUUUACCAUCUCCAAUUUGCUGUUUUUUACCGCUAUGAGACGAGCCCAUGUUCCUUCUGAUUAUCACGGAAAUAUGGCGCAGAGAACUGAUCAUGAAAUGCUGGAAGAAGAGAAUGAAAAGAUGGUCGAUCAUCUUUCAAGCAAAGUUCAAGCACUGAAAUCGCUUACUAUAGACAUAGGAAAUGAAGUGAAAUAUCAGAAUAAAAUGCUCAAUGAAAUGGACACAGAUUUUGACUCUGGAGGUUCACUCUUGUCUUCAACCAUGAACAGAUUAACAGCGCUGACAAAACAAGGUCAUCACAAAGUCAUGCUCUAUCUGAUUUAAUUUUGCCUUUUUGUUUUUUUUGUAACCUGGUACAUAAUCAAGAGAAGAUGAAUGCAAAAUAAUUAUGUAUAUUAUUGUUCAAAUUGUAAAUAAAAAAGGUCUAUUCUUAUA
This is a messenger RNA of Stylophora pistillata, 498 nucleotides long. Its product is annotated as BET1 homolog. The record is from RefSeq and is a predicted model, not a curated record. Lineage: Eukaryota; Metazoa; Cnidaria; Anthozoa; Scleractinia; Pocilloporidae.